Messenger RNA from Erpetoichthys calabaricus (reedfish), 4787 nucleotides. It is a transcript of the gene kbtbd8, whose product is annotated as kelch repeat and BTB (POZ) domain containing 8. Bases 94 to 1902 code for a protein of 602 amino acids. The transcript has 4 exons. Gene Ontology annotation, molecular function: protein binding. Lineage: Eukaryota; Metazoa; Chordata; Cladistia; Polypteriformes; Polypteridae. The record is from RefSeq and is a predicted model, not a curated record.
AGCUCUGACAGAGAUGAUUGGCCAGUUAGGCGUUUCCGGGCUUUAAAGUGAGUUAGUGACACUGAUACUUGCAGCGAGGCGGAUUUCGAGAGAAUGGCUGCCGGUGGAGAUUUAGGCAAACUUUUACAGGUGCAAAAUGGAAUUCCUUCCCUCAUAAACUACAAUGGAGUGGACCCCCUCCACGCGUGCAGCGUUCUCCAGCAGCUGAAGUCGAUGUACGACGAGGGGCAGCUUGUUGAUAUUGUGGUUGAAGUGGAUCACGGGAAGACGUUUCCUUGUCACAGAAAUGUCCUUGCUGCAAUCAGUCCUUAUUUUAGAUCCAUGUUCACUAGUGGCCUUACGGAAACCACGCAGAAAGAAGUGAGGAUUGUUGGGGUUGACGCGGAAUCCAUGCAUCUCAUCCUUGACUAUGCAUAUACCUCCAGAGUCACGCUGUCGGAAGCCAACGUCCAGGCUUUAUUCACUGCAGCUAGCAUCUUCCAAAUACCUUCCUUGCAGGACCAGUGUGCUCAGUUUAUGAUCAGCCGCUUGGACCCCCAAAACUGUAUCGGGGUGUUCAUGUUUGCAGAUGCCUAUGGACAUCAGGAGUUGAAGGACAAAUCACAAGACUAUAUCCGAAAGAAAUUCCUCUGCGUGGUCAACGAGCAGGAGUUCCUCCAUUUAACUAAAGAGCAGCUGGUGUGCAUCCUCAGCAGCGACGACCUGAAUGUCGAGAAGGAGGAGCACGUCUUCGAAAGCAUCAUCCGCUGGUUUGAGUACGACCGCGACAAGAGAGAAAUGUACCUUGCAGAAGUAGUUGCCAAAUGCAUUCGCCUACCUCUACUCGAUGAGGCUUUUCUGAAGAAAAUUCCUCCAACGUUUGCACAGGCUUUGGCUCGGGACUCGGUGGACGCGGACAAGUCGGAGUCGAGCACCAACGGCUGCGCGCAGAGGCUUGGGAUGACGGCUUCUGAGAUGAUCAUCUGUUUUGAUGCAGCUCAUAAACACUCAGGAAAGAAGCAAACAGUGCCUUGUAUUGACACGGUGACGGGGAAAGUGUUUAAGCUAUGCAAACCCCCCAACGAUCUGAGGGAGGUUGGAAUUCUGGUGUCGUCCGAAAACGAUGUUUACAUUGCCGGGGGCUACAGGCCAAGCAACAGCGAGGUCUGCAUUGACCACAGAGCCGAGAACGACUUCUGGUUGUAUGAGCAUGCUGGAAACAAAUGGUUGCCCAAGUUCCCCAUGCUGAGAGCCCGAAUUGGAUGCAAACUCGUUCAUUGCUGCGGGAAGCUGUACGCUCUGGGGGGACGUGUCUACGAAGGAGACGGACGCAACGCGCUCAAAUCUGUGGAGUGCUACGAUGCCAGAGACAAUUGCUGGACGGCUGUUUCACCGAUGCCAGCUGCGAUGGAGUUCCACAGUGCAGUGGAAUACAAGGAUCAUAUCUACGUCUUACAAGGAGAAUAUUUCUUCUGCUACAACCCCCACAAGGACUACUGGGGUCAUUUGACCACAAUGAAUGUGCCUCGAACUCAAGGUCUUGCAGCGGUGUACAAGAAUUGCAUCUACUACAUUGCUGGAAUCGGCAGGAAUCAUCAGCGCAUGUUCACAGUGGAGGCCUACGAUCUUGAGCAGAACACGUGGAAUCGAAAGAAGGACCUACCUUUUGACCAGGCUACCAGCCCUUACAUCAAACUAAUAACACUCCAUGGAAAGCUGCAUUUAUUUGUCCGAGCUACUCAAGUCACCGUGGAGGAGCUCGUAUUCCGCACCAGUCGGAAAAAUUCUCUCUAUCAGUAUGAUGAAGACUUGGACCAGUGGAAAAAAGUGUACGAAACUCCAGAUAGGCUUUGGGAUCUUGGUCGCCAUUUCGAAUGUGUUGUGGCCAAACUUUACCCCCAGUGUCUUCUGAAGGUUAUAUGAGAUGCGGAUGCAAACAGGGUGGUGGGAGACUGUGCAUCAGUAAGCUCGGUGCUAUCACUUCUACGUGUGUGAAAUCGGCACAAGACCGCUGCAGUUUAUACGGAAGCAGAUGGGUGCUUUUAAAGCUUGCAGUAGCUGAACUGAUUAGGUUCCUACCGAAUUCAUAAGUGCAAUUACCAUUUUGUCUUCUAUGUAUGUUGAGCCAUUUUUGGAAGUUGUCGAUGGGGUCUCCCCCCAGUUUUGUCUACACAUGGACUUGCUGCUCAUUUUACCGUACGCCAUUGACUCUCCAGGGGGCUGCAUUCUCAUUCACUUCUUCGACAGCUCGGCCCACUUCACUGUGGAUUCCUGGUAUGUCUGUCUCUUCACCUCCUGCUUCUGCUGUGAUUGGGUCACAAGAAUACGUGAGAAGCAGUCCCAGCCUGCCUUUGAAGUGAUACGUUGGGGGCGUCCAUCGUGACUUCGGUUACGCUGAUGAACCACCACUUGUAGGCCGUGACACUUGGAACACUAACAAAGGCCGGAAUUUCAUGUUGCACAAUUUCUCGUACAUUUUAUGUCUGUUUUUUAUUUUAAUUUGGGCGAAUGCCCCCCCAACACCACCACCACCACCACCUCACAUGACAAAUUCCUGUACUGUUUUCAAAUGCAAUAUUUUCCACAUGUUCUCCAUUGUAUCUGUCAGGGCGUUGAGGUGACAUGGGUGUCCCUGCAUACUCAAAAGGGUCACAAGCUUGAUUUGAGCCUGUCAUGGACUGUCAGUCUAGUAGGGCAGCCGGGUGGCUUCUUUGUUUGUGUGUGUGUGUGUGUUUUAUUGCUAUUCUAACGUUCUUACUCAUCCAGGGUAUGCCGAGUGUGUACGUGAGCGAGGGGUGUGUGUGUGACGUCGUCUCAAUGAAGACGCCUUGUCUAGUGUAUCCCGUUCACUCCAUUUGUGUAUUCAUUUCCUUUUUAAGCUUUUUACUUGUGUGUAUUAUAUAUAAAAAAAAAAUUAGUAAUGCUGUAAUUCGGAGGACAACGAUUCCAAAGAUAGGUCGAGUUUGUGGUAUGUCAGCUCUGGACAAGAGUAUCAGCUUUAUAUCUCUGUUUCAUUCUUCACACGAAUGCCUUUUCCUGAAUAAGCAUGAAGGAAAUCUUCUUCUUCGAGAUUUUUGCCUUGUUUUAACCAACUGCAUUUUUGGUUUUCACAAAUCGCGUUGAGGCUAAAACUUGUGGGAGCUCGCGUGGCGCGAGAGGUUUGGUCAUCAGUCUUAUCUUAAUCCUGAUGUGGAGACGUCCGUUGGUGCGUCGGAGGAGGCUUGGCCUCGGCGUGCAGGUAAUGACGGACACCUUUGUCUUGUCUAGGGUGGCGACUCUGACUGAAGGUAGGACUUCUUCUGGUUGACUCUCCCAUAGUUGUCAGUGUUAACGAUUUCCAUGCCAGCCUGCUGUAUUUUCUUGGCGACUGCCAGAGCUUCCUCGUUGGGUUUUGAUUUUAGUCGACGUGAUGUGCCUACUGACAUGAGCUCCGUGAUUUCAGGCGAGUAGAAAGUGGUGUGUUGUGUUUAUUGUUCUUGUUUCAUUUUGUUUUUUUUAUUGUGUACCUUCAAAAACCUCAAAUCAUUUCAGAGCAGAAUAACCAAUAAGAUGUCUGACUGCACCCUUCUGGAAAUUGUAGAGUUGAAGAGUUUAUUUUAAUAAAAAGAAAGAAGUCUUGGGUGUGCUUAUAGAAAAUGUUGGUGCUGCUUUUAUGACAAUCUUUUAUAUUUGUGUCUAUAGGAGUAAAUGUUAACAGUCGUGUUGAUGGACAUGCUGAAGGGCGGGCGGGCGGGCGCGCUGUCGUGUAAGUAACGGUGACACUACUCGUCGGGGCGGCCGUGGAUCACUGUCUGUGGAGACCCUCGAUUUGCACUACACGUUCAUUGCUUCCCUAAAAACGCUAAGGGCCGUCAACAGCAAUAUCACUUUUUGCCUUUUAGCUUUUGCUUUUAUUAAGCAUCUUGAAAUGUGAAGAAGAAGAAGAAGCCAGUAGCAGCGUUACGACACAUUUUUGUUGUUUUUUUUUUCGUGGGCGAGGACCACCAGGGUCUUCAUCAGCAGACAGAGCUGAAGGUUUUGGGUUUUGCUCCGUAUUUGAUUUUUGCCUCAUCUGUGACACUCCACAUACGAUUCUCAGGAUUCUUUCAUUACGUAGUACUGUACGAAGCAAAGUUCUGAUCCGAGUGACGUUUUUCUUUUGUAUAUAAAUAGUUUGCUGUACUUGCACAUGUUUUAGGAUUUUUACCAAUUUGUUCCACUUGAAGCUUAGACGUGCAUUUUCUACUCUUUAUUACCAGAAGCGGACUUGUUUAGUUACGAGGAGACUGGCGAGGGAGGCUAACGAGUACGUAAAGAGCGACUCCUUUAUCUAGAGUAGUGCGACUUCGUUAGUUAGGUCGUUAGUUAGGUCAGUUCUGAACCUUAAUGACAUUUGAUGAGAAUUCUCUUUAGGACCCCCCACUUAAAUUUGACGUGAUUUAGUUUUGUUUGUUUUCCUCACUAACUCUCUGCUCACAGUUUACGAGUUUUAUGGUACGCGGGGGCGUUCAGGGCUUGCAGAUCCUUUCGAUUCCAGGGCUUCCUGCUAAACGUGGAGGAGUCGAGCGGAGGUUCAGCUCAACUGUGAAAAGUACAUUGCACAUUUGAAUUAUUCUUUCUUUUUUUCCCCCCUGGAUCUUAAAAUUCAAAGUCUUGCUUUUCUCCCCCCCCCCCCCCCCCCAUAGUAUUUUAUGUAUGUUUGUAUUUAUUUUGGAUGUGUGAAUAUUGUUGUAUUUGUAAUCUUUCUUUCAUUGAUAAACUGUGCAUGUUUGUUUGGACCGCAUUUGUUUUCUUUUAAACUAAAUAAAGUGCAGUCAUUCUCAAGAGUU